This is a messenger RNA of Onthophagus taurus, 1435 nucleotides long. RefSeq names its product facilitated trehalose transporter Tret1-like. The record is from RefSeq and is a predicted model, not a curated record. Gene Ontology annotation, biological process: transmembrane transport. Gene Ontology annotation, cellular component: membrane. Gene Ontology annotation, molecular function: transmembrane transporter activity. Lineage: Eukaryota; Metazoa; Arthropoda; Insecta; Coleoptera; Scarabaeidae.
UCACUCAACGGUUACCUUACAUCCAUAAACGUAAUUUACAAAAAAUAAUUAUAAAAAAAUGAAAAUCUGCGAUUUAAAUUUACGCUUGUAUGGAAUAACAAUUAUAAUUAAUAUUAUGUCGUUUUUGGUGGGUUUCUUUUUCGCUUGGACAUCACCUGCAAUUCCAAAAUUAAAAACGCCCAACGAAUAUAAUCCGUUAGACCACGUUUUAACGUCUGAAGAAGAAUCUUGGUUGGCUUCUUUAAUGCCACUUGGAGCAGCUACGAGUACAUUCAUCUCUGGAUACGCCGCUGAUAAAAUCGGAAGAAAAUCAACGUUAUUUUUUUCGUCACUUAUCACAACAAUCGGGAUAUUAUUAAGCAUCAUUGCGACGGGUAUAAGAUAUUUAUAUUUGUCAAGAUUUUUUAGUGGACUUGGCGCUGGGACGGUUUUUACUGUGAUUCCGGUUUUUGUUGGGGAAAUCUCGGAAAUUAAUAAUAGGGGGAUUUUGGGUUGUGUGAUGGUUUUAGCGAUUACUCUAGGAAUUGUUUGUACUUAUAUAAUAGGGCCGAUUAUUUCGUUGAUUGAUUUAUCUUACUUACAAUUAAGCGUAUCGAUGACUUUUUCUGUAUUUUUAAUUAUGAUCGUGCCGGAAAGUCCGUAUUUUUACGUCCAAAAGGAUAAAUAUAAUAACGCUUAUUCGUCUUUAAGAAAAUUGAGAGUUUGUGAUAACGAUCGAAUCGUGAAUGAAUUUGAAGAAAUUCGAAAAUCUGUACAAGUCUCUUUAGAAUCACCGAUAUCUCUCGGGGAUAUUCUGAAAAGAACCGAAUUAUUUCGGGGGAUUAUUAUCACGUGUUCUUUAGUUAUGUUUCAACAACUUUCUGGUGUUAAUGUUAUUUUAUUUUUUUUGCAUUCGAUUUUUAAAGAAACUGGGAGCACGAUUUCGCCGGAUUCGUCUGCUAUAACAAUAGGAAUCGUUCAAGCUUUAGCAUGCACGAUCACGUCGAUUUUCGUCGACCGAUUGGGGAGAAAAAUCUUAAUGUUAAUAUCUUGUAUUGGUGGCUCGUUGUCGUUAACAACAUUCGGAAUUUAUUUUUAUCUUAAAGAAACGAAUCAUAAUGUAACUUCCAUUUAUUGGUUACCAAUUUUAAGCAUCGUUUUCUUCAUGAUCGCUUACUCCUUAGGGUUAGGUCCCAUUCCUUUCGUCGUUUUAAGCGAAAUUUUUCCAACUGGCGUGCGGUUUUUAGCUUCAACCAUAACCAUUUUUGUUUGUUUGUUGUUCACUUUUUGCACCACAACUUUUUUCCCGAGAUUAAUCGAGUUUAUUGGGAUGGCUUACACGUUUUGGAUGCUUGCGGUGUUCUGUUUCAUCGGGGCUACUUUUGUAUUCGGAUUUUUACCCGAAACUAAAGGAAAAACUUUUCAGGAAAUUCAAGAAAUUCUCAGAGCGCCUUAA